Messenger RNA from Nezara viridula (southern green stink bug), 932 nucleotides. The record is from the annotation of a GenBank genome assembly. NCBI's taxonomy places the organism in Eukaryota, Metazoa, Arthropoda, Insecta, Hemiptera, Pentatomidae.
ACAAGGUUUGAUCUCUUUGGCUUUUGCUCUUGAGUUACAAUUUCGGAAGGUUAUCAUUUUAUUUAAAUAGCAUAACUUCUGUAAUUGUGAUAUUUCUGUUCUUAGCGAUGCAAAUAAGGCAAUUUAGAUUUCAUAUUAUUCAAGCCAGAGAACUAACCAUCAUAUUUGGAAUUCCGGGAUCUCGAUCAUUUUCAAAUUCAGCUAAAGAUUUGCCUGAACCUUUGAAACAUUUGAAAAUUACAGAAAAUGAAUAUCCUCUGAAUCGCUUUUUUAAAGCAAUUGCUCCCAGGAAAAAUCGAGUUCCUGAAAUUUUUAAAUAUAAUCCGUUCACUAUUUCACAACAACAGCUUAAUGAUAUGAAAGUUAAUUCUAAAAGGAACUAUGAAAUUUUUCAACAAAGGUAUGUUGAAGAGAGACAUAAAAUUUUAGGUUCUGAUCUUGCUGCUGCCCAUUUUAUUGUUUACCGUGGAGGUAAAAUUAAGUUUCGCGGUCAUGAAAAGUGGAUUGAAAUGAAGAAAGGUGAACAAGUUUGUACUGACUUAGUAAAUACUUAUGUUCCAAACUUAUAUCUUGAAUGCAUUGAUUUAUCAAACACUAAGAUCAGAUAUGAAGGACUUGUUAAUUUAUGUAAUUUAAUGAAACUAAAGUGGCUCAGUUUAAGAAAUUGUGAACUCGUAGAUGAUUGGUUUCUAGACAAGAUCAGUGGAGAAUUUGCAGAAACUCUUGAGUACUUGGAUAUAAGUGAUUGUUUAAAUGUGACUGAAAAUGGGUUAAAUGGUUUCUAUAGAUUUCAUAAUUUAAAGAAACUAGUUGUACAUAAUAUAGUUCAUAACAUUAGUUUUGAAUUUAGGUGUUUUUUGUUAGAAGAUACUAUUCCUGGAUUAACCAUUGAAGGUGUUAAAUAUUUGGAUGUCAAAUAAAUUUUAUCCCAC